Molecule: messenger RNA, 1017 nt
Organism: Thlaspi arvense
Lineage: Eukaryota; Viridiplantae; Streptophyta; Magnoliopsida; Brassicales; Brassicaceae
Source: the annotation of a GenBank genome assembly
AUGUCAUCAUUCAUCUGUAAAAUCACUGCAAUGGCCAUGAGAGAACUCUCGGAGCCUAGCAGAGAUCGAGACAAUGACAAAGAAGUUUGGGUCAAACACUACUCAUCAAACCAUCAGAUGCUUCUGGUCGGCGAAGGAGAUUUCUCAUUCUCGUGUAGCUUAGCCACUCGCUUCGGCUCUGCUUCCAAUAUUUGCGCUUCCUCUCUCGACUCAUACGACGAGGUAGUUAAAAAGUACAAGAAGGCAAAGUCAAACCUUCAGAUUUUGAAGCGACUUGGAGCAAUACUUUUACAUGGAGUUGAUGCGACCAAACUGCAACUACAUCCUGAUCUUAAUCGCAGAAGAUAUGACCGAGUCAUCUUCAACUUCCCGCACGCCGGUUUCCACGGCAAAGAGUCUGAUCCCUAUCUUAUACAGAAGCAUAGGAAACUAGUGUCUGGAUUUUUCCAUGGUGCAAGCCAUAUGCUAAGAGAUACUGGAGAGAUUCAUGUCUCUCACAAGAAUAAGGCACCUUUUUGUCACUGGAAUCUCGAGGAGCUCGCCAGGAGAUGCUCUCUUGUGUUGAUUCAACGUGUGGCUUUCGAGAAAAGGGACUAUCCUGGUAAUGAGAAUAAGAGAGGAGAUGGGUCCAGAUGUGACCAGCCUUUCCCUUUGGGAGACUGCAAUACUUUCAGGUUUCACGUGGCUAAGGAGCUUUAUACAGAGAAGGCGAAAUCGAGAGAAGCCAAGGAACGAGAAUCAAAGCAUCGUCGUCGUCAAGAACGAUUUCUUGAAUGCAGUCACCGCGUCAAUAGAGUCUCGUCUGAGAUUCAUAAUGGGGAACUGGGAAGAGUGUUACCACGGGCACGGACGAGCUCUCCCCACCGCCACACUGAAGAACCGCCACCAAAGAGACGCUGCCUGCUUUGUCAAGACUUCGAAGUUCAUCAAGCUUGCCAAGAACCAUUCCCCAAACGUUCUCACCGCGUUAAUGGGGUUUUCAUGGGAUUUAUAAAGUGCAAGGACGAAAAAUGCUAA